AUGGAGAAAGUGAAGGCAAAUCAAAGUCUCCAUGGGCUCCUCGUGGACAUGGCCGACUGUGAUAAGGACAAGCGCUACAUGGCUGCAUCCGACGUCACUGCACUCGUCCUCGAUGCUCGUCUGGACCUAGAUGCGGCGGUGCAGGAUCAGGUCGUCCGCGCCUUCCUGAAUCAACUCGAGGACUCUUCUGUUGACGUCCAGGGACAUGCCGCGAAAUGUUUGUCCGCAUUCACCUCGAGGCUGACGGAGGAAAAUGCAGCGAGCGUUUUGGCCCAGCUUGCGCGGUCGACGCUGGACCCUAACAAUUCUGUCCGGGACAUUUACGCGGCUUGUCUCAAAGGCGCCAUUGGAGAACUGCAUCAAACCGCCGCGACUGUGUUCGCCGGAAGCGUCCUUCCUGACUUGACAGGCACCCUGGCGACGGCUGCUCGGCGCCCGCGGGGCGUUGAGGAAGAGGCGCUUGAGUUGCUCUCAGAGGCCCUUCGUCAUUUUCAAGAUCAAAGAGAAAUCUGGAGUCGAGAUGGAUCAGAGCUGCUCGUCGCGCUCCUCGAAAUCUUGAGAGCUCCCACUGUCUCGGCUUCUGUGAAGAAGAAAGCAGCGACAGCGCUCGGGUCCUUCGCCGUCGUGCUGCCUGGGGCGUUGCGACAGUCUCUGUUUCGCGCGCUCCUCGCCGAGGUGCCCGCGCCGUCUGCGUCGUCGCGUUUCUUCGCACAGGCGCUGGGGCAGGUCGUUCGCCAGCUGGACGCCGCCUCUCUCGCGCCCUUUGUGAGAGCGUUGACGGACGUCUGUUUCGCCUUGAUUGCGAAGAACAUGCCUGCUUCGGACGCAGCGGCAAUGGCGGCCAACCUCGACCAGGGACUCGCACUCCUCGCAGACUCGGCGCCCGACGAGCCGGCUUCUGACGCGCAGCACGAACUCGUGGAGCUCUGUCUAGGCAUGUUGGAGACGUUUCUCCUCUUAUGCCCAGAAAAGCUGGCGGCUCGCCUGGAGCGGCUCGACGCGCUUCUUCACGUCCUUCUCAGCUACUUCCCAAACUGCUACGAAGACGCAGACGCCGCGCUCGACAGAGAGACAGAUGCGUGUCUCGACGACCAAGACGCUCUAGGCUUCGAGAAAGACUUCGACUUCAACGACGAGGACGAGGACGACGACUCCUCGUGGAGAGUCAGAAAAGGCGCUGUGAAGGUUCUCAAAGCGGAGAUCCAGGCGUUUCCGGAGCGGGAGGACGUCUAUUACGGCAAGUUCUUGCCUGUGCUUCUGCGAGCGGUGAAUGGAGAGGAAGCGCCCGAAGAGGCGCUGGACUGCGUCGACGAGAUUCUCCGAGCCACCCUGAGGACGCAGAGCAGCUUCCGAGAAAGAGGAGAGGAAAGUCCCGAAGCGAAGGUCCCCGACGCGCUUGAGCGCCGAGACGGCCGUCGUGCAGUGAAGCGAAUGAAGGUGACGGAGAAGCCCCUGGCGCGCGCGCUGCCUUCGAUCGUCGCGACGGUCUCCCGGCGUCUGUCGAGGUCGACGGCGGUGUCCACGCGUCUUUCCUGUCUCCGGCUGCUCCACGACCUGCUUUUCGCCGCCCCCUCAGAAGUCUCUCUUUGCUUGACGGAGUGUGGAUUUCUCGUGGUGGCUUCUCUGAGAGACCCUGCGAGUGCCUCUGCCGUUCGUCUGGCUGGCCUGAACGUCGUCGCGGCUGCGCUGCUCUCCGGCUUGAAAUCCAAUACAUUCAAAGGCCUCUGCGACUCUCCGUCGAUCUGCCGUGUGUCGUCGCCGUCUGUGGGAACCUGCCCUGGUGAGAAGAGCAGCCGAGGCGGCGGCCCGCGCCUCGGGAUGCUGACCGCCGCCUCCCUGUCGUUUUGUUCUUUUCUUGGAGACGCCGAGGGGACGCGAAACGCGCGUCUGGCAGCCGCGGGAGAAGGGAGCGAACUCUUGGUGCAUGCAACCAAGGCCGGAGUCGCUGCGCUUCUCUCCCAUCUCGUGGACGCAAAUCUCGCCUCCCAAGUGUCUCCGCAGUUCCGCGUCGACGCCCAACGCGCGCCUGCGCAGCGAGAGCGGGGGAUGCCCUGCGGCCACAGUCCCCUCCAUAGCCGCCGAGGCGAAGGCGGAAAGAAGACGCAGGAGACACUCGGAGACAGUUCGGGAGAAGAGGGCGCGGACGCAGAAGACGCGCCGGGAAGCGGAUGCUGGGCCGCUAAAAUUGACUUUCUUCUCAAGGCGCUCCCAGAAAUCGUCAACCUCACUCAAGACGGACUCUUCGAAAUCGCCGGAUACGCCCUGCUCGUCACUGGAUACACAGUCGCUUUUCUUCGUUUGGUGAGCGCGGCGGAGUUGGAAGGGCCUGAGGCGGCCAGCGUCGCCGCGGUGCUUCCGAGCUUGGUCGGCAGAGCACUCGCGGCUCUCCACGACUCUCUGCGGCGCGCGGACAUCGACCUCGAGGUGAAGCAGGCGUCUUUGAUAUGUGUGGGCUUCGUCCUGGCGGCGGGGGGUGGGUUCCCAGAGACGCAUGCACAGCUUCGCACAACAUGGCCGCUCUUCAUGGAUCGCCUUAAAAACGAGGUCACGAGAGAGAAAGCCUUGGAGGCACUGGAGGUUGUUCUGCUUUCUCGUUUCGGAGUCGAUCUGUCAAGCGUUGCCGGCGACGUCCUUUCCGCAGUGGCCGCGGCCCUCGCUUUCCAGCAGUCGCGCGGCGUUCGCCAGACAUGUCUCGACAUUCUCUCUGCCCUCGUGCUUCGCUACCACAGCUACCUUUCGCAGGACUCUCUAGCCGACAUGCUGAGCGAAGUCACCGGACAGCUCACGCCGACAGACCUGCCGUUCGUCGAGGCUUCCCUUCUGGUGAUCCUCAAUUCACUGCGCGUGCAGCCGGCCUUGGCCGCUCGGCUUAUAGGCGAGUGCGUCCUGCCGCGCCUGCUGCUUCUCCUUCGGUCACCUCUCUUCCAAGGGCCGGCCCUGACUGCUGCUCUCCACUGCAUUUUCGUUUGUCUCUCGCAGUUCGACGUCGUUGACAAAGAACGCUUUUUUCAGGACUUGGGAGAUGCACAUGCAGCGCUCUCGGCUGUCGAAGAGGCGGAGAAGACGCCUCAUCUCCCGCGCGACGAGCGUCGUCCGGGCGUUCUGCAUGCAUCAGCGAAGACGCCUUCUUCUUUUUCGUCGCUCUCUCCGGAACUCCUCACAGUCCUCGCGACCCUCGCCCAGAGCCGAGCAGUGGUCGCGGCGGCAGCUGGAGACGCUCGCUUCUCUCAGCGGACCAUCGAACAAGAAGUGGAGAUUCUUCAAGAGCAAGCGACAUGCAUGCAGCCUGUCGAGGGCCUCGAUCUGGUUCGUCUGCUUCUCGCCUUGCUCACCACAGGAGAAAUCGGUCGCCUCGCGUCGCUGGUUCGCCUGCCAGAUACCACGGCGCAAGAAGCCUUCGAGGCUCUCGCCGCGUUGGUCGAGGGAGGCCCCGCGCCUGCUCGACGGGUCGCGGCUCGUGCCAUAGGCGUCUUUGUGUCGGGCAAUCCUUCUCGCUUUCUUCUUCCCCUCAUUUCGCUCGUUCAGAAAGCGCAUGCAGACCACGACGCGCUCAGUCUCCCCAUGUCGGAGCCCACAAGGGCAGGCGCCCCCGGCGAGGAAGCCUCAGAGAGCGGAGCCGCGGCUGAGCCGGACGCGCGAGACAGAGACGCAAAAGGCGCCACACAGAGAGACAUGAAGGAACGGCGCAAAACACAGCACAUCCUCUUGUUUGCCCUGAAGGAGAUGACUGCUGAACCGGGGCCGUUUCUUCGCUUCCUCGCGGAAGAGGCGGCAACACCAGAGCAAGACAUCGACAUGUCUGGAGACGAGGCCGGAUCCGUCGCCGCGGAAGCGCAAAAUGCGUCUCUCGCGGAUCUUCUUCGUCCCCACAUUCACAAGAUGCUGCCGCUCUUCGUGCAGCUGAGUGCAUGCGCGGAGGACUCCGACCGCUGCGUCCUCUCAGACUGCUUGGGGCAACUGUGUCUCCUCGACCCUCCCACCGUCAUUCCCACUGUGCUGCGCCUCUUCCAGACGCCAAGCGCGGACGCUCGACGAACUGCGCUUGGCUGUGUGCGCUCUCUCUGGGCUUCUGCGUCACUCUUGGAUGAGAAAGAACGCGAGGCAAUUAAAGGCGCUUUCCUCGCUUGCCAGAGCGACCCUGACCUCGCGGUUCGCCGCGACCUGAUGGCCGCGUUGCAGGUUCUGGUAGGACUGCCCCGCCCUGGGGGCGUUUCCCGGUGGUUCUCGACUCAGGAACUUCGCCAGGUUGUCGAGAGGCUUGCCGUCGAAGUCGAAGUCAAACCAGAACUCAUCCGGCAAGUCGACCUCGGUCCCUUUCGCCACACGGUCGACGAUGGACUGCCUCUGCGCAAGUCAGCGUACUCACUCUUGCGCGCUCUGCUCCAGGCGUCUUCGCCUCUCUGUUUGGAAGAGGUUGUGCCUCGUGAACGCCUUGUCGAGUUCGCUGUCAACGGCUUAACAGACACCAAUGACGACGUCCAUGUUCUGGCUGCGGGGAUUGUCUCCCAGCUCGCUUCCUCGGUCUCAACUUCUCUCAAAGCAAACAGACUCAGGGUCACUCCUCGCCUAGCUGCGCUCGUUGUCAGCGUGGCGGAUGCGGCGGCUGCGCCUCUGGCGUCGGCGGUUACCCGUUGCCUUUCUGCUCUUCAGCGGCAGAGAAAUGCGUUUCAGUCUGCGUCCUCCGAGGGGAGUGCAGCGACCGCGGCGGAGGCGGCGGAGCGGCAGAUGGACCUUCUGCGGAUUUUCGUUCGGUGCAUGCACCAGCUCGACGGGGCGUUUCAGUUCUGUCGGGGGAGCCAGGCAGAAGAAGAGUCUCUCCAGAGCGACGAACGCGGCGCUAACCGAGAGGAGGCACUCCGCAGUCGGCCCGGUGUGCCAGCGAUGAAGAAAGUGCAGAACGAGAAAGGCGAAGAAUACCACAUCGUUGACGACUCUGCGCAGCUGAGACACAGCGGCGAAGAAGCGAAGCCGACAGGCGAAGUCUGGAUGGAAGUCCUGACGCGCGAACUUCAAAAUCCUGUCUUCUUGCAAAUCUGGCGUACGGCUCGAAAGGGCGGGGAAGAAGGCGACGCGUUCGGUGCUGUGGGAUGCUGACUUUGUUGAGGAAGUGUGUUCAAAGGAAAGAGCGGGAGAAGGUCACUCGCGGAAGUCCUUUAAAACCUUUCUUCGUGCUCCAGAGCUCGUGCGAACCGUCAAAUUCGCGAGC
This is a messenger RNA of Toxoplasma gondii ME49, 5206 nucleotides long. Its product is annotated as HEAT repeat-containing protein. Gene Ontology annotation, biological process: SCF complex assembly; protein ubiquitination. The coding region runs from base 1 to 5094 and encodes 1697 amino acids. Gene Ontology annotation, cellular component: nucleus. NCBI's taxonomy places the organism in Eukaryota, Apicomplexa, Conoidasida, Eucoccidiorida, Sarcocystidae. The record is from RefSeq and is a predicted model, not a curated record. The transcript has 21 exons.